AUGGCGGAGCGCGUUCAGCAACCCCCAGCUAAACGGCUCUGCUGCCGACCCGGCUAUAAUCCGGCAUGUAGACAGGGACAGAGGGCCGGAGGAGCCUUAUGUGGCGGUCAGGGUACUGCCCAAGGGGGGUCGGGCAAAACUCAGAGCCCGGAGUCCCUGCUGGACAUCGCGGCGCGGAAAGUAGCGGAGAAGUGGCCCUUCCAGAGGGUGGAGGAGCGCUUCGAGCGGAUCCCGGAGCCCGUCCAGAGGCGGAUCGUGUACUGGUCAUUCCCCCGGAGCGAACGGGAGAUCUGCAUGUAUUCGUCCUUCAACACGGGCGGGGAGGAGAGCGGAGCCGCCGGGGAAAACAGCGACGAGACGCGGCUGCCUUUCCGACGGGGGAUCGCUCUGCUGGAAGGCGGCUGUGUGGACAACGUCCUGCAAGUCGGGUUCCACCUCAGCGGCACGGUAACGGAGCCGGCGACGUCGUCAGAACCCGAGACCGUGUGCAACGUGGCCAUCAGCUUCGACCGCUGCAAGAUUACCUCAGUGACCUGCGGCUGCGGCAACAAGGACAUCUUCUACUGUGCCCAUGUGGUGGCGCUGUCCCUGUACCGGAUCCGGCAGCCGGACCGGGUCAAGCUGCACCUCCCCAUUUCAGAGACGCUCUUUCAAAUGAGCCGGGACCAGCUGCAGAAGUUCGUACAGUAUCUGAUCACAGUACAUCACACACAGGUGUUGCCCACUGCACAGAAGCUGGCUGAUGAGAUCCUCUCCCAGAAUUCUGAGAUCAAUCAAGUGCAUGGGGCUCCGGACCCCACGGCGGGCGCCAGCGUGGACGAUGAGAACUGCUGGCACCUGGAUGAGGAGCAGGUCCAGGAGCAGGUGAAGCUCUUCCUGUCGCAAGGGGGCUACCACGGCUCUGGAAAGCAGCUCAACCUCUUGUUUGCCAAGGUCCGGGAGAUGCUGAAGAUGCGGGACUCCAAUGGGGCACGCAUGCUGACCCUGAUCACAGAGCAGUUCAUGGCUGACCCCCGCCUCUCCCUCUGGAGGCAGCAGGGUACCACCAUGACCGACAAGUACCGGCAGCUCUGGGAUGAGCUAGGUGCUCUGUGGAUGUGUAUAGUCCUCAACCCGCACAGCAAACCUGAGCAGAAGAGCUGCUGGCUCAGGCAGCUCAAGAAGUGGAACAGCGUGGACGUGUGCCCCUGGGAAGAUGGUAACCAUGGAAACGAACUGCCCAAUUUAACCAACUCUUUGCCUCAGGGCGCCCAUGCAAACCAAGAUUUGGCGAGCAGGCCUCAUCGGACAGUUUUCACAAGGGCCAUUGAAGCGUGCGAUCUCCACUGGCAGGACAGUCACUUGCAGCACAUUAUCAGCAGCGACCUCUACACCAACUACUGUUACCACGACGACACUGAAAGCUCGCUCUUCGAUUCCCGAGGCUGGCCCAUGUGGCAUGAGCACGUACCAACGGCCUGCGCCAGGGUGGACGCUCUGCGGUCUCACGGUUACCCCCGGGAGGCGCUGAGACUGGCCAUCGCCAUUGUCAACACCCUGCGCCGCCAGCAGCAGAGACAGCUGGAGCUCUUCCGACAGCACAAGAAAGAGCUACUGCACAAAGGCGUCACCUCCAUUACAAACACUGAGGGGUGGGUUGGUCAUCCGCUGGACCCUAUCGGGACCCUCUUCAGCACUCUGACGGAGAGGGAGACAGGCUGGGCCUCUGAUGACUGCUCGCCGGGGUUCCUGGAUCUCUCAGAUUCCAUGGGCAUGGCAAAGUGUUCAGACCCCCAGCUGUGCCCACCAGCACGUCUCUUGGAGGAGGGCGAGUCAUAUCUGGCUCUGGCUGUGGAAACUGCUCUUCUAGGCCUUGGCCAGCAGAGGAGCAUGCCCGAUGGGCUCUAUGCCCAAGAGAAGGUCUGCCGCAAUGAGGAGCAGCUCAUUGCCCGCCUCCAAGAGGUGGAACUCAACGACUCGCUCAUCAAGAUAUUCCGCAAGCAGGCUGUCUUCCUGUUGGAAGCUGGGCCCUACAGUGGUCUUGGGGAAACCAUCUACAGAGAGAGCGUUCCAAUGCACACUUUCGCCAAGUAUCUCUUCACUUCCCUGCUACCUCACGAUGCUGAACUUGCAUACAAAAUUGCACUGAGAGCAAUGCGGUUACCGGUGCUGGAGUCUACGGCCCCCACAGGGGACCUCUCCCGGCCCCAUCACAUGGUCUCCGUAGUUCCCAACCGUUACCCCCGAUGGUUCACCUUGAGCCACAUCGAGUCGCAGCAGUGCGAGCUGGCUUCGACCAUGCUCACUGCUGCCAAAGGUGAUGCUCGGAGGCUAGAAACGGUCCUGGAGUCCAUCCAGAAGAACAUCCACUCCUCGUCGCACAUCUUCAAGCUGGCCCAGGAUGCGUUCAAGAUCGCUACGCUCAUGGACAGCUUGCCGGACAUCACCCUCCUCAAAGUGUCUUUGGAGCUGGGCCUUCAGGUGAUGAGGAUGACGUUGUCGACACUGAACUGGCGGCGCCGUGAAAUGGUUCGAUGGUUAGUUACCUGUGCCACCGAAGUGGGUGUCUAUGCCCUAGACAGCAUCAUGCAGGGCUGGUUCACACUCUUUACACCUACGGAGGCCACCAGCAUUGUGGCCACCACCGUAAUGUCCAGCAGUACCAUUGUCCGGCUGCACCUGGAGUGCCACCAGCAGGACAACCUGGCCAGCAGCGCCAGGACCCUGGCCCUGCAGUGUGCCAUGAAGGACCCGCAGAAUUGCGCCCUGUCUGCCCUCACGCUCUGCGAAAAGGACCACAUUGCUUUUGAGACGGCUUACCAGAUCGUGUUGGACGCCGCCGCCACAGGCAUGAGUUACACGCAGCUGUUCACCAUCGCGCGCUACAUGGAGCACCGUGGUUACCCGUUGCGAGCCUACAAGCUGGCCACGCUGGCUAUGACACACCUGAACCUGAGCUACAACCAGGACACGCACCCUGCCAUCAACGACGUGCUCUGGGCCUGCGUCCUGAGCCACUCGCUGGGCAAGAAUGAGCUGGCCGCCAUCAUCCCCCUGGUGGUGAAGAGCGUGAAGUGCGCCACGGUGUUGUCGGACAUCCUGCGGCGCUGCACGUUGACUACGCCGGGGGUGGUGACCCUGCACAGCCGCAGGAACUCUGGCAAACUGAUGUCGCUGGACAAAGCCCCGCUGAGGCAACUUCUGGACGCCACCAUCGGGGCCUAUAUCAACACGACGCACUCCCGGCUCACCCACAUCAGCCCGCGGCACUAUAGCGAGUUCAUCGAGUUCCUCAGCAAGGCCCGGGAGACUUUCCUCAUGGCCCACGAUGGACACAUCCAGUUCACGCAGUUCAUCGAUAACCUGAAGCAGAUCUACAAAGGCAAAAAGAAACUCAUGAUGCUUGUCCGAGAGAGGUUUGGCUGAUGAGGCCAUCAGCUUCACGCGUCAAUUUUUUUUUUUUUUUUUCCUUGAGCCUGCCUUUGUACCCCUUUUGACUUAAAAUGGACAGAAAAGGAAAAUAAGGACAGGAAGCUAUAAGGAGAAACCACCACAGAGCCACACCGGUAUUACUAUGUGUAUAGAACCGUUUGUUUUGCGAAAGAAAAGGAAAAAAAACUGUCAUGUCGUGAAAGUUUGUGUUUGUUCAUUCAUUUGUACGGGGGGUGGGUGUAAAAUGAGGAAGAGAAACAAAAUGUUUUCUUUCAGUUUAUACUGAGUAUAUGUUGUCCAGUGGCAAAAGCCCACGUUCGGUAGCUCUCCUGUUAUUGCCGUGAUAAACAUUCACAGCCUCAAAGAAAAGAAAAGAAAAGAAUACGGCUUUAAACCAAACAGAAAAAAAUAACGCCUCCAUCCUAAGGGACAAGUACCUCGUAUGGAUCCAGCUUUACUCCCACAUAACUCACUCAGUUUUGCAUAGCAGUCUGCUGACAGAAAAGUGUUACGGUCAAAGUACACCGAUUUAAUUGAGUAAAACACUAUGAUUUCCGGUUCCAGGGUUCGACUGCGUGGCUUUUCCUGUGCCGUCAGUUCAGAAGCGGGGCACUGACAUCACACGUGUGGAAACUUUAGCGACUGUCAACAUACAUUCUCAGGGAUUUCUCUAAAAAAGAAAAAAAAAGAAAAAAAAGAAAAGAAAAAAUGGAAAAGAAUGAGAGCAUUUAUUGUACUGUACAUAUUAUAGUAUAUGUCUGAAUACUGAGAGAAGAAAGGUAUACAUUAACUAAUUUAUAAAGAAUAUUCUAUGUAAUGCAAAAUACUUGAAUCUGCAGUAGCUUGGUUUUUACACAGAACAUAUCAGAAGGACUAAACUGGCCUUGCUUCUCGGGGGGCUGGCUGGGGUGGGGGCAGUCUCUGCUGGGCACCUAUGCAGAGUCACUUUGUCAAAUUGCAUGAUCUGAUUGGUAUGUAUGUAAGAAAUACAGCUAAAGCCGAUUUUGUAGCCGUAUACAAAUGUACUUCUUCUGGCUUAUACAGGUUCGCGGUUUUGGAACGGGCACCGUAGAUGAACGAGGGACAACCGGAGGCCGAGCAGAGCAGCGAGCCUUAGCGUGAGGAGAAAAGAGGGGGUUAGAGAGCGAGAGGAAGAGAGAGCGCGAUGGAGAGAGGAAAAAGACUGUGACGCCCGCGGACGGUUUCGCCCUACGCGGCUGCGACGUCGAUCCUAGCGAAACCUUGUCGCUACCGUAGUUCUCCGUUGAAACCGAAAUUGUGUGCCGUAGAUUUGGCCUGUCCGCCUUGUUUUGCGCGUCCCCCUCCUUUGCAGUGCAGCAGCAAUAGUCUACAAGUUCCAUUUAUGCACAAUAGCACAUCGCAUACCCCCACGGUAGAAGACGCAGCGUCCUCUCAACGUUGCCGUGACCUGCAAGCACUGUGGUUACGCUGCGACGACGCCACCGCAACGAUGCCGGAGCAACGCGUGUCGGCCGGACACCCGUUCUGCUAGUAUCUUAACUCUGUGCAGGACUGGAAGUUGCUAUGUAGAUCUGACUGUUCUAUUUUUCAUGCUUUUCUCUCUACUUUUUACUUAUUUUGUUCUCUGGAAUUCCUCGAACAAGAACAGCCUUCUUUCUUGCCUUGUCUUAACGCUUUAAAAUAACCAAACUGGAGUUCUAACUACCAAACCUGUUCAUUAAAUGAAAGCCAACCAACUUUGGUUACAACUUUAGUGUCUUUAAUUUUAGCUGGAUGGUUCUGUAUCUCGUGCUUUUAAAAAGCUUUUUUACGUUCAUGGUGGAAAUGUUGUCUUGUGUCUCUUGUUCCCUCCAUUAGAGGAUUUCCUAGAGGAUUGUUCGUAGCUUUUUUCGUUUAGGAAACGAAAUAUCAUGUUCUCCAUUUUAUUUAUUAUAAUAGGUAAAAGAUUGUACUUCAUCUCCCAUGUAAACAUGCUCAUGAAGUUGAAAUUAAGAUUUGAUACGCCGAUAUCAAUUUAUUUAUGUAACUAAAUCACUGUUUUAUAAACUUGUUAAUGAUUGAA
Molecule: messenger RNA, 5455 nt
Organism: Scleropages formosus (Asian bonytongue)
Lineage: Eukaryota; Metazoa; Chordata; Actinopteri; Osteoglossiformes; Osteoglossidae
Product: zinc finger, SWIM-type containing 6
Exons: 14
Coding region: 1-3405 (1134 amino acids)
Cellular component (GO): Cul2-RING ubiquitin ligase complex
Source: RefSeq, a predicted model, not a curated record